This is a messenger RNA of Humulus lupulus (European hop), 2603 nucleotides long. RefSeq lists its product as uncharacterized. Lineage: Eukaryota; Viridiplantae; Streptophyta; Magnoliopsida; Rosales; Cannabaceae. Gene Ontology annotation, cellular component: cytosolic small ribosomal subunit. The record is from RefSeq and is a predicted model, not a curated record. The transcript has 14 exons. The coding region runs from base 712 to 2277 and encodes 521 amino acids. Gene Ontology annotation, molecular function: ribosome binding; protein binding; tRNA binding. Gene Ontology annotation, biological process: translational initiation.
CAUCUCAGCAGCUUCCAGACCAUGUGCACAAAUUGGAUUGUGAACAGGUGGGUCAGUUGGCAUCAUCCCAUGAAGCAGCUGUGAGAGGGUCAUGAUUCACUCUUUGGAAAGCGACUGUCUAAAUGCAAUUUGGGCUAUUCAAAGGAAUGUGGAAGCUCGAUGGAUGCUCUUAUUGUUAGGGAUAUUCAACACUUUAUGCCAAUUUACUUUGUUGGUUCAUGUUACUUAUUACUCAGGAGGAGAGAAAUAAGAUGGUCCAUAUAUUAGUUAAAAUUAGUAACGAAGUGAAUUAUUUUUUUUGUGGGGGUAACGAAGUGAAUUAUUGAUUGUAUAAUGAAACACAAAUAAUUUAUUUUUGGUAAUUUGAUUACCUUGGGAAAUAACUCGCGCGGCGUAAGCUUCUUGUCCGACCUCUGCGCAGCACAGAACACUCUUCACUUCGAUAUCUUCUUGGCCGAACUGGUCCUCUACUCCCUCCCGCUACAGAGAUUAAAGCUGAGCUCGUCGUUCGCUCCCUGAAACAAUUCUCUAAACCCUUGUUGCUAAAUACACUCGCUAUAUUAUAUAUCAACCACUGACUUCGAUCUCUUAUGUACGCACUCCCAACUCUCUGAGAGAAUCCCCAGAAAAGCUUUUUAUUAGGAGGAUCCUUUGUUUCUCUACCCUAUUAUUAAAGUUCAUAUCUUGGUACAUAUUCAUCUGCAGCCUUCUAUGGCAGCUGUUGCAUCUGCCCCUUCCCCUUCUCUGGAGAUUUUAGUUCGAGGACCGGAAGGAUUCUCAAUCUGGAAUGGUCCCCCAUUCACCAAUGGUCAGCCAGGUGUCAAGCUUGAAACAAUUCCUUGCACCACUUCAAAGUUCAGUGAAGAUGGUUCCAGGCUUAUGGUGGUGAAAUCUGAUUCUGUGAUUACCAUUUAUGAUUGCAUCAGCUACAAAGAGAUCAGGAGCUUUCAAGUGCCGAACUCUCUUGCAGCCACCUUGUCUCCACGUGGCACUUAUCUUCAAACUUUUCAAAAGUCCUCAACCCCUCAGCAAAAGAAUGUUACUGUCUGGAACAUAGAGACGGGUGACCCUGUUUAUCAUCAAUUCCAAAAGAACAUGACCAAAACCACUUGGCCUUCCAUUAGAUUCUGCUCCAAUGAAGCUGUUGCUUAUCGGCAUGCAACCAACGAGAUUCAAUUUUUUGAUGCUGGGGAUUUUUCUAAAGGGAUUGUCCAUCGGAUAAGAGUUCCUGGGGUAGCAGCAGUUGAGCUUUCUUGGGCGCCUCCGUCCUAUGUUGCUGCAUUUGUUCCUGAAUCCAAGGGAAUUCCUGCCAGUGUCCAGAUAUUUUCUCGUGAACAGGAUGCACAGAAUCCACCUGUUGCUCGAAAGAGUUUUUUCCGAUCUUCAUCCAUACAAUUGAGUUGGAAUCAGGGCUCAACUGGUCUUUUAAUUGUAGUUCAGUCAGAUGUCGAUAAGACCAACCAAAGUUACUAUGGGGAAUCAAAGCUCAACUACCUGACAACAGACGGGAGCUAUGAAGGGCUUGUACCUCUUCGUAAAGAGGGGCCUGUUCAUGAUGUUCAGUGGUCACAUUCUGGUUCAGAGUUCGCAGUGGUUUAUGGGUUCAUGCCUGCCAAGGCAACUGUGUUUGACAAGAAGUGCAAUCCUCUACUUGAGCUUGGAACAGGCCCAUACAACACAAUCCGAUGGAACCCCAAAGGGAAAUUCCUCUGUAUGGCAGGAUUUGGCAACUUACCUGGUGAUAUGGUAUUUUGGGAUUACAAAGAGAAGAAACAGAUAGGAGCAUGCAAGGCUGAAUGUUCUGUGACAAGUGAAUGGUCUCCAGAUGGAUGUUAUUUCAUGACAGCCACAACAGCUCCAAGACUGCAAAUUGACAAUUGUGUCAAAGUUUUCCACUACAACGGAACCCUAUUCUUUAAGAAGAUGUUUGACAAGUUAUACCAGGCUGAUUGGAAACCAGUGACCCCAGAGAGAUAUGGUGACAUUGAUGAGCUUAUAAAGGCUAUUGACACACUAAGAGUUGAAGAAGCCAAACCCCAAGGAGAAAGGUCUAAAGCAUCUCAAACUUCAGGAAAAAGUUUGCCCACUAAUCCCCCUGCAGUGAAGCCUGCUGCUUAUCGGCCCCCACAUGCUAAGAAUGCAGCUGUUGUUCAGGCAGAGUUGUUUGGACAGAGCUCUACCAAAACACCGAGCAAGAAUGCAUUGAGAAACAAGAAGAAAAGAGAGAAACAGAAUGAGAAAAAGGCUGCCGAGGGAGCAGGAAGCGUCGGUGAAUGACUGUCAUCUACGAUGGAUGUUGAGGCUUCGCCAAACAACAGCAAUACAUCACUCUUAGUGUCCUUUGCUUACGAAAUUAAAAUUGUUUCUGAAGCAGGAUCUUCUUUGUUCUCUAAAAUUUUGACUUAAUGGAUCAUUAUAUGCUUUGCAAAUGAAAAAAAAAAAUAACACUAGUUUGUGCAUGCAAAGCCUUCCAUUAUGAUUGUCUUAGAAAUUAUAAUGGCGAAGUGGAGUGGCAGAAGGAUUAAGUUGAGGCAACAAUUUAAGAGUGUUGUUACAAAAUAAAUUCAUGUAUUCAAUAUGGCUGUUCCAACUUCGAAUGUCCA